AUGGCCCUAGUCUCCGCUUCCGAAGUCUUCUGGGUACCCGACAACAACUUUGUCGGCGUCGCGGGGGCGCACCGAAUCCUGGGACAGAUCAAGCCGCAGACGCGCCGGCUAGUCGCGCCCCUAACAGCACUAGGGACGGACGGCGCGCUCGCGCUCUUCCGCGGCCUGCCUGCCUUGCGGCAGCGGUACUCUGCCGACCCCGACGGCCCGCUGUGGGGCAUCACCGAGUUCAACCUAGUGCGCAACUCUAUCGGCGACGCGGGGCUGCUCGCGGCGCUCAAGUACGCCGGCAAGGACAGCGCGGUGCGCACGCUCCUGCUGCAUGGGAACGAGAUUGCUCUGGCCGGCGAGGGCGUCGCGCAGACGGCCGCGCUGCUGCUCAACAAGUCGCGCCUGGCGCAGCUCGGGCUGACUGACCUGCCGCUGGACCCUGCGGCCGUCAGCAGCCUGUUCGGCGCGCUCAACGCGCAACACCUCCACACGCUGCACCUGUCCACGUGUGAUAUCCCCUCUGGCUGCGCGGCUGCCAUUGCGGACUAUGUGCGCUCGCCGCGCUCGCGAGGGCUGAAAGUCCUCGAGCUGAACGAGAACCGGCUCGGCCGGCGCGGUGUGUCGCUCAUUCUCGACGCGGUGGAGGCGGCAAACUUCUCCCUCCUGCACAUCGGGCUCAUGUUCAAUGACCGCCGGCGCCGGCGGAGGCGACCACGGCGUUUCCCCGCCUCGCCGACGGACAGCAGCGACGAGUCCGACUCUGACGACCACCUCGACAACUCGUCCCUCGCGCACCAGCUCGACAAGCGUGUGCCCGCGCUCCAGUUCAGGAACGAGGCGCUCACUGCGCGCGUGCGGCGGGCGGCCUCGCGCGCCAUUGCGCCCGCCCGCAUCAUCCUGUGUGCGCGGUCGCCGACGGCGACGGAGACGGCCGCGAGGGUCAUGCACGAGGCGUCCAGGGACACGAGCCCUGUGGUCCCCUUUGCGCUGCUCGACCUGCCGGCCGAAGUGCAGGUGCUCAUUGCGCGCCACUGCUCGCGCGACGCGGCAGCGCUCAGCGAGGCCCAGUGGACGCGCCUGCGGCUCCUCGCUGCUGAUCCUGGCGACCUGCGCAACGCGGCGAGGAAGAUGCGCGCCGCGUGUGCCGACGUGCAGCUUGGUAAAGCUACGCGAGCGCAGCGCAGGGAGAGGCUCAGGGAGGUGCGCGACGAGUGGCUGGUCACCGGAGGGUGGGAGUGCUGGGAGCUGAAUCGGCCGCAGGCGUAG
This is a messenger RNA of Vanrija pseudolonga, 1257 nucleotides long. RefSeq lists its product as uncharacterized. Lineage: Eukaryota; Fungi; Basidiomycota; Tremellomycetes; Trichosporonales; Trichosporonaceae. Bases 1 to 1257 code for a protein of 418 amino acids. The transcript is spliced from 2 exons. The record is from RefSeq and is a predicted model, not a curated record.